This is a messenger RNA of Cajanus cajan (pigeon pea), 2110 nucleotides long. NCBI's taxonomy places the organism in Eukaryota, Viridiplantae, Streptophyta, Magnoliopsida, Fabales, Fabaceae. The record is from RefSeq and is a predicted model, not a curated record.
AAUUAGGGUUGCCUAUGCAUGCACAACGGAUAUAACUCUAGUGAGGCUCCGACGGCCAAUUUUCAGGAUUUUGUCCAGAAUCGUGCGAUUCAUCAACAAGUCGCAAUUUUCCGAUUCCAUAAGCGAUUCAUGCGAUUCGUAUCGCUUGCUCCGUGAACCGCAUCGUAUCGGAGGAUACGAAUCGUGUAUCGUACAAUACUAAUAUGGAGGGCAAGAUAGAGACUGCAGACAAAAAGGUACUGGUUGAUAUUGUAAAAUUGGCACAAAAAAGAGGCCUGAAGGGUAAACUGGGAGGCUGGAAAGAAUUCUUGAACAGUUAUGACAAAAAGUUUGGGGCAAGUAUGAGUGAUCCAUCAAAGAGAUCCCAUGAGAUAUUGGCUGCAUUUCUGAAUACAUUUUCAAAGGAGGAAGAUUUGAAGUUUUUUGAUAACAUCAUGCGACAUCAUUCAAAUCAAUACACAUUGGAGAAACUGAAAGACAAAUCUCAUGAUUCUCCUGAGCAGAGGCUGGUCCAACUAACUCUGCAGCAUCCAUUAUAUCCAUUGGAUUAUUCAUUUUCAUCCAUUGAUGAGGAGUGGAUAGUUAUAAACCUUAAAAACAAAUCUAAGGUGAUGAAGUCUACUGCAAUGGUUGCUGUUGACUGUGAAAUGGUUCUCUGUGAGGAUGGGACUGAAGCGUUAGUUAAAGUCUGUGUGGUAGACCAUAAUUUAGAGGUCAAACUAAAUCAACUUGUAAAACCCGACAAGGAAAUUGCAGACUACAGAACAGAAAUCACUGGUAUCUCUUCUCAAGAUCUAGAGGCAGUGACUUGCUCCUUGGCUGAUAUACAGAAAUCCAUGAAGAAAUUGUUACCAAAAGGAACCAUAUUAGUGGGACACAGUUUGCAUAGUGAUUUACGUGUGCUGAAGCUUGAUUAUGUUAGAGUGGUUGACACUGCAUAUAUCUUCCAAUCAUUGGAUGGAUCUAUUCACAGGAGACCUUCUUUGAAUAGAUUAUGUCAGGCAGUGUUGGGCCAUGAAGUUCGGGAAAAGGGUGCUCCACAUAAUUGUCUAGAUGAUGCACGUGCAGCUAUGAAUCUUGUUCUUGCGAGGAUCAAACAUGGAGUCGAUAGGGAAUUUCCAAUUCCAUUGAUUGAAGAGCAUGUUUCAGAAAGUGAAAUGGCAAAGCUUCUUCUUCACAAGAUACCAAACACUGUAGACAAUGAAACACUGCAUAAAAUUGUUCUCGGAGACUUCAAAAUAGAAGUGAAGCCUUCCAGGAAAGGUCAAGGAGAAUAUUAUACUGCCUUGGCUGUUUUUAGAAACCAGCAAGAGGCAGAUGAUGCCUAUGAAAAUGUCCAAGGAAGCAAAUUAAAGGAUACAAAUGGACUUCCACAAAAACGUGUAACAUUUAGGCUGAGUUCAGGCAUGACUGUCAAUAUAUUUGUUCGGAAAAUGGCUACCAAUGAACCCAAUGACCGUACUCCAUCUAAGAGGGCUUUACAAAUGGAUGAGGCAGUUGAUGCUUCCAAGAAAGCAAAGAUGGAUCCAAAAAUUGAAGAGGAUGCCCUGACAAGCUUUGGCAAGGGUGACACUGAGGCCCAUUUGAAUGAGAUUGAAGAACUGAAUCAAAGAUUGAAGCAAAGUGAGAUGGAGAUUGAAUCAUUGAGGAAACAGUUGACACAAAAGGAUUUUGAAAUUACCAUGUUGCAUAAAUUGGUAUCCUCCUUAAAAAAGCGAUAGUAACAAAGUAUAGCCCUGACAUGGUUGGUGGAUUGUCUGGUCAAAUGAAUUCGAGGGUGUGGUCCUCGGGUGAGUCCUUAUAAAGUUAUGGUAAUUUCUUAAAAUCCACUUGGGGUAACCCUGGACUUUUGAUACAUCUUUUAUAGUUGUGAUGUUAACUACUGAUGUUCCAAAACUUGCGUGUUUCCAUUCCAAAUUUGGAAUUAAAAUUUUGCCUCAGAAUGAGUAAGUGGACUGAAGAAUGCAUGUUGUCCACAAUGAACGUUUUACCUUGGUAUCAUUAGUCAUUGCUGCAGUUAAAUUUUUUAUUGGUAGUUUGGCAUGUGCAACAAUGUUAUUUGUUUGAACUAUUUCUUUUAAUAUUAAGAUCGUAGUAGUAACUUUUGAUU